AUGGCGCAAAAGUGUGCCCAUAAGGGGUGUGGGAAGGUGUUUACAGACCCUGAUGAGGAGUGUGUAUAUCACCCUGGGCCUCCGGAAUUUCACGAGGGGCAAAAAGGUUGGAAGUGCUGCAAACCCCGUGUCCUGACCUUCGACGAGUUCCUCAACAUCCCUCCCUGCAACAAAGGCAAACACUCCACAGUCGAUGACACCCCAGUAAGCGCUCCGAAACCCGAAGCAGUGGAAGCCUCGAAUAUCCUUGCCGCCGCACCGAUACCAUCACCCCUCCCCGUCACCCGACCACUGGCACCUAGUCUUGCAACCCCGCAACGACCCUCGCCUUCCGUAACACCCAAACCCGAACCCCCCGAAGACGAGUCAGACGACCCUGGUGCAGAGAUUCCUCCGAGCACGACAUGCAAGCGGAGAGGAUGCGGAAAGUCAAGAGACGACAAAAUCCCCAGAGACGAAGAGGAGUGUAUAUACCACCCGGGCGUGCCGCUUUUCCACGAGGGAAGCAAAGGAUGGACAUGCUGCAAGAGACGAGUCCUUGAAUUCGACGAAUUCAUGAAGAUCGAAGGCUGCAAAACCAAGAAGAGGCACUGCUAUGUAGGCAAGCCUAGAAGGAAAGCAGACGGUGUGGCCACGGAACAAUCAGAAGAACGGCUCGAGACCGUGCGGAACGAUUUCUACCAGACCGCCUCGGGUGUCAUUGCCAGCUUCUAUCUCAAGAAGAUCGACAAGGACAAGGCAAAAGUGGAGUUCGGCGAUGAUGGGCUUACGGUUGGUUUGGAUCUACCAACUCAAGACGGCAAGCGAUUUACGACAGUAAUACCUCUGUUCGCCCAAAUCGAUCCGGAGAAGAGUCAAUACAAGAUCAUGGGCACCAAGUUGGAACUGAACCUCGUGAAGAGCGACGGCUCCGUGAGUUGGUCCACUUUACGAAGUGAUGAGAGAGGCACAGGAGUGAGGAUCCAGCUGGGCAGAGCGGGAAGGAUGGCUGUGUCCUGA
Messenger RNA from Cladophialophora yegresii CBS 114405, 999 nucleotides. RefSeq lists its product as uncharacterized. The coding region runs from base 1 to 999 and encodes 332 amino acids. NCBI's taxonomy places the organism in Eukaryota, Fungi, Ascomycota, Eurotiomycetes, Chaetothyriales, Herpotrichiellaceae. The transcript is spliced from 2 exons. The record is from RefSeq and is a predicted model, not a curated record.